CCAACUCCCAUCCCGCAUUGGCUAACAGAUUUCCCCAAAUCGAUCCAAGUCAAACAAAGUCAAGUCAAAGUUCCAUCCAUUACCGCUGUACAACCGAAGACAUCCACGACCUCGGUGGUUAUCCUCGGCUGGUCUAGGCCGAACAGCGAGAUUCUUCAACCGCUUCAGCCGUAUAAAGGGAAGGACGUGUAACUACAGGGCCAAUGGAUGAUUUGUAUAUACCGAGGCUAAAAUAAUUGACAUCUCGACCUUGUUGUUCUCUUAUCGCCUUCAUCUUUCUUGUUUCAUACCAUUCAAAGAGCUUGUCAUGCUGGUUGUCGCUUUUGGCUUGUGAUCGUCAGACAUCUAACAUACCCGCCUGACACCUCGAUCUAACCUAGCCACUUCAGCUCCCCUACAUCUCUUUUCCUUCUUUUCUCUGACACAGUCACCGCGCUUCCUCACGCCUCUCCUCAACACCGCAAAUCUCACCAUGUCUUCGUCGUUUACUCGAGUCGUACGCCCUGCGCUUCAGGGUGGUCGAGGUCUUACACAGCGCAUUGCCACACGAGCCACCGCUCCCCGAACAUUGACGAGAAUAAACCUCAACACUGCUCGCCCUCUAUCUACAACAUCCAUCCGCCGCAAUGAGCAAAUCGACAUCUCCGAGAUCCCUCCUACACCCAUCACUCACCUCUCUGAGAUCGAGGCUGCCAUGGCCGACACCGUCUCCAAGUUCUCUACAGAUGUGAUUCUUCCUCGUGCGCGUGACAUGGACGAGGCUGAGGAGAUGGACCCAGCUGUUGUUGAGCAGCUGUUCGAGCAGGGUCUCAUGGGUAUUGAGAUCCCCGAGGAGUACGGAGGUGCCGGCAUGAACUUCACUUCCGCCAUUAUCGCCAUUGAGGAGCUUGCCCGUGCAGACCCCUCCGUUUCCGUUCUGGUUGAUGUGCACAAUACCCUCUGCAACACAGCUAUUAUCAAGUACGCCUCCACUGCUAUUAAGAAGAAGUGGCUCCCUCGCCUUGCGACAAACACCGUUGCCUCUUUCUGUCUCUCCGAGCCUGUCUCUGGUUCUGAUGCUUUUGCCAUGGCCACGAGAGCUACUGAGACCGCCGACGGCUUCAAGAUCUCGGGUAGCAAGAUGUGGAUCACAAACUCCAAGGAGGCCGAGUUCUUCAUUGUCUUCGCCAACCUCGACCCUAGCAAGGGCUACAAGGGAAUCACCGCUUUCAUCGUCGAGAAGGGCACUAAGGGUUUCUCUAUCGCUAAGAAGGAGAAGAAGCUCGGCAUUCGCGCCUCAAGCACAUGCGUCAUCAACUUCGACGACGUUGUGAUUCCCAAGGAGAAUCUCCUCGGUGAGCGUGGCCACGGUUACAAGUACGCCAUUGCCCUUCUCAACGAGGGGCGAAUUGGUAUCGCUGCUCAGAUGACCGGUCUGGCUCUCGGUGCUUUCGAGAACGCUGCUCGCUACGUCUGGAACGACCGCAAGCAGUUCGGCUCUCUCGUUGGUGAGUUCCAGGGUAUGCAGCACCAGCUCGCCCAAGCUUACACCGAGAUCACUGCCGCUCGCGCUCUCGUCUACACUGCUGCUCGCAAGAAGGAGGCUGGUGAGGACUUUGUCAGGGAUGCAGCCAUGGCCAAGCUCUACGCUUCUCAGGUCGCUGGCCGUGUCAGUGGUUCCGCCAUUGAGUGGAUGGGUGGCAUGGGCUUUGUCCGUGAAGGCCUCGCUGAGAAGUAUUUCCGUGACAGCAAGAUCGGUGCCAUUUAUGAGGGUACCAGCAACAUCCAACUCAACACUAUUGCCAAGCUCCUACAGAAGGAGUACACCUCGUAGAACGAUAGAGAAAAUCUAGAAAGAGGCGGAGUUACAAAUGGGAUAAACAAAACAUAAGUCAAAAAAAUAUCUAAAACAUGCCAAUGCCCUC
Messenger RNA from Fusarium verticillioides 7600, 1904 nucleotides. RefSeq names its product acyl-CoA dehydrogenase. The record is from RefSeq and is a predicted model, not a curated record. Gene Ontology annotation, molecular function: flavin adenine dinucleotide binding; acyl-CoA dehydrogenase activity. NCBI's taxonomy places the organism in Eukaryota, Fungi, Ascomycota, Sordariomycetes, Hypocreales, Nectriaceae. The transcript has 3 exons. Gene Ontology annotation, cellular component: mitochondrion. Bases 473 to 1813 code for a protein of 446 amino acids.